CGGCCGUUGUUGGUCUGGUCUUUGGCGGCACCCGCCGCGGCAGGCGGCAGCCAUAUAUGGCGCGGAGGCGCGCGCGCUCCCCGCUCGAGAUUCCGUCCACGCCAUUGCGUCCAACUGCCUCCACACGACGAGCACCCCACCCACCACGGCCAAAGAAACCCAACGGCGCCUGUUGUGCUGUGCCUGUGCGCCACAAGACGAAGCUUCGAGGAUCCAGGGGCAGGCGGCUGUGUAGCUAGCUAGGCUGCCAUGACGUCCACCGUGACGACGCCCAGCAGGCCGCUCGCCGCCGGGACCCGGCCGCGGCGGUCCUGGCCCGCCGUGCUCUCGCUCAGCAAGGGCAGCAGCGGCCCGCGGCGGCGUAGGCCGCCGUCCACGAGCUGCGCUGCGCUCGCGUCGCCCGACAAGCAGCGCACGGCCAACAAGCUCCCGGUGUCGUCGAGGAAACAGCAGCAGCAGGAGGAGGAGGAGGAGGUGAGGGCGACGGACUACAACGAGGUCGCGGCGGCGCUGGAGAGCAUCUACAAGCUCAGCCCCGCCGUGGAGGUCGACGAGGAGAAUGAGCGCCACGGAGGCCACGACGACGACGACGAGGGCGGCAAGAAGGCCAAGAAGAAGAGGAAAAGCAGAGUGGCGGGCAGGAGCACGGUGAUCGUGAAGAGCCGGCGGCGGCGGCGCGGGAGGAGGAUGGACCUCGGGAAGCGGGUGGAGAUGAAGAGCGCCGCCGUUAGCAGGGAGGGGGACGAAGACGACGAGGGGGAGCGCGAGCGCGAGUUCGAGGAGAUGCUGCUGCGGGAGCACUCGGUGUCGACGGACAUGGGCAGCCUUGACUGGAAGCGCAUGAAGAUCCCGCCGGUGCUCACCUCGUCGCAGAGCGCGCGCCUCUUCAAGACCAUGCAGCCCAUGAAGGAGAGCUUGCGAGAGGAGCUGCAGAGAGACCCCACCGACGCGGAGCUCGCCGAGGCCACCGGCAUGACCGUCCACCAGCUCCGCCGCCGCCUCGACGUCGGCCGGGCCGCCAGGAACAAGCUCAUCAAGCACAACCUCCGGCUGGUGCCGUACGCCAUCAACAAGUACUACCCAGACAUGGGCACCGACGAGCGGUUCGACGACCUGUGCCAGGCGGGCGCCAACGGGCUGAUCACGGCCAUCGACCGGUUCGAGCCCAAGCGCGGGUUCCGCAUCUCCACCUACGCGCUCUUCUGGAUCCGCCACUCCAUCGUGCGCGCCAUGACGCUGUCAAGCUUCACCCGCUUCCCGUUCGCCAUGGAGUCGGAGCGGCAGGAGAUCGGCAAGGCGAGGGAGGAGCUGGCGUUCGAGCUCGGCCGGCCGGCCACGGACGAGGAGGUGAGGCGGAAGGUGGGCAUCUCCCCGCAGCGGUACCGCGACGUGCUGCGGAUGACCAGGCCCACCUACUCGCUGCACGCCAGGAACCGGGUCACGCAGGAGGAGCUCAUCAACGAGGUCACCGACGACGAUGCCAUCGGCGUCGACGCCGGCGGCAGGCACAACACGCUGCUCCGCCUCGCCAUCGACGACCUCCUGGACUCUCUGAAACCCAAGGAGAGCCUGGUGAUCAGGCAGCGAUUCGGGCUGGACGGCAGGGGAAAGCGCACGCUCAGCGAGAUCGCCGGCAACCUCAGCAUCUCGCGGGAGAUGGUGCGCAAGUACGAGCUCAAGGCGCUCAUGAAGCUCAAGCACCCAACAAGGGUGGAAUACCUGCGCAGGUACAUGUGAUGUGAGCCCACUGAUGGAGCUUCUUCUGCUGCCGACCUGUCGCACCAUAGCAUGGAUUCGAUGAUGUAUAGUAUAGUAUGCAUUGGCUACAUAUGGAGUAACUAGUACAACAUUAUACAACAGAGUUACUCUGCUUUGCUUGCUGUAUAUAUAUGUUUGUGUGGCUAUACCAUCUACUUCUCUUCUACUGUAUACUAGAAGAAGAAAUGUACAUAUACAGGAACUCAGGAACGGUGUGUGCGUGUGGGAAUCCAGAUGAGUGAGUUCAUUUGAGUGAGGUUGUAUUGCAGACCUCACAUGCAUGUAAUUCUUAAUUAACAUACAUAUAUUACCUAUGGUACAUAUAACAUAUGAAAGAAGAGAACAACGAACUCCAUGUUUGCAUAGAUAA
This is a messenger RNA of Sorghum bicolor (sorghum), 2128 nucleotides long. Its product is annotated as RNA polymerase sigma factor sigE, chloroplastic/mitochondrial. Bases 250 to 1737 code for a protein of 495 amino acids. Gene Ontology annotation, biological process: DNA-templated transcription initiation; regulation of DNA-templated transcription. The transcript has 5 exons. Gene Ontology annotation, molecular function: DNA-binding transcription factor activity. The record is from RefSeq and is a predicted model, not a curated record. NCBI's taxonomy places the organism in Eukaryota, Viridiplantae, Streptophyta, Magnoliopsida, Poales, Poaceae.